Molecule: messenger RNA, 6828 nt
Organism: Galleria mellonella (greater wax moth)
Lineage: Eukaryota; Metazoa; Arthropoda; Insecta; Lepidoptera; Pyralidae
Exons: 5
Coding region: 294-791 (165 amino acids)
Biological process (GO): positive regulation of voltage-gated potassium channel activity; regulation of synaptic transmission, cholinergic; sleep
Source: RefSeq, a predicted model, not a curated record
CCUGAACUUUCAGUCGAUAUUUUCACCAAAGCUUUAUAUCACGUUUUGUAGUGUCGGCCUAAUUGUCGACUUUUUAUACUAUUACUCAUUUAUUAAAGUCGAUUAUAAAUAAUAUACAUAACACAAUACAAAUUUUGUUUAAAUUUAGUGUAAUUUUUUUUUUAUUAUUAAAUGUAAUUAUCGCGUUAGGGAACACUGUAAAAGUAAGUUUUAUUUGAUUAUUUAUCAGUGCGACAUUUAUCGAUUGUUAACAUAAAAGGUCUUAUUAGUAUUCAGGUAACUCGCGACCAAUAAUGUACAAGAUUACAAGCCGAUGGAGUACUGCUCACGUCACAUUUAUUGUUUUCCUCUCCUGGAUUGGUAUAGCACACAGCAUCGAUUGCUUCAAGUGUGUAUCAAUGAAUGGCAAGUUCCCGGCUUGCGAUGACCCAUUCCACAACAACCAUUCUUUACAAAUGCUGGAGUCACCGUGCAUGGGGGGGAGGAAGGGCCGCGACGGCCUGUUCCCCGCCACGUCUUGUAUCAAGAUCGCGGGUGUCUUUGAUGACACAGGAGAGAGGAUAACCGUACGUGGUUGUGGACUAGACUCGGGCACUGCCACCACGGAUACAGAAAUUAUCAGAAUGUCCCACUGUGGUCGCUUCUACUAUAAUGACAGGUACGUCCACGGUUGCCUGCAGAGCUGCAACGACGCGGACGCUUGCAACACGGCCGUCGAAGCGUCACCACACACAUCUUGUCUAUUAUUGGUAUCCGCCAUUUUGUAUCACGUGACAUCGCUCAAGAGCUAACAAACAAAUUGAGCGUUUGUAGAAAAAUAUUAAUGAAAUGCAGACAGGAGUAUGCACUAGUUUGUAAAAAUUUCGGCAUGUUUAUUUGUUCACUAGCUUUUACCCGCGACUUCGUUCGCGUGACCGGGAUUUGUUAUAUCUCAUAUGCGGAUAUGUUGUAUAUAUAUGCAAUAAUUCUGCAAAUAUGGUUAUAAUACUUCACUUCAUAUUCAUACAUAAUAAUAAAAGCCGCUCGCCAAUUUAGAAAUUUUACAUCGAAUUAUGUUUAAUUGUUUAUUAAUAAUUAAUAAAUCAAAAGGGGGGUAAAGAAGUUCUUUCAGGGUCGGCAACGCGCGUUCAUAGGCUACGGUAACCGCUUACCAUCAAGCGGGCUGUAUGCUUAUUUGCUACCUCAGUGGUAAAAAAAAAUACAAAAUAUUAAAUAAAAAAAAUCACAAGUCUCGAUCCUAGCGCCAUCUAGUAUUUGCUUGUCUAAUUUUGUUUAGUGAACAACAAUACAUAAGAAUUAAAAUGAAGUAGGUAUAAAACAUUUCGUAUUCAUUCCUUGAAAUUGUUUAUAUUUAUUUAUCUAAAACAAAUAUGGCGGUGCGAUAAUUCAGAACGCCCUAUUCGUAAAUAGUUAUUACAGUCUAUGUUAUAUAAACGUAACACACACUAAGAGAAGAUGGACAAAAUUUUAUCAAAUUUAUAAUUUCAUUUAUUUAUUUAUAGCAAGGCAACAGAUUACAAAUUAAUACAUUAAUAAAAUUAAUAUUGAAUAACAUUUAAACCUGAUUUAUCGGUAUGAGCAAUAAUUUAAUUUAAUUUGCCGAUUGAGGAUGUUUAAAACAUUUUUUUUUUAUUACUGGUUAUUAAUAAAAUACCAUUAAACUUAUAGAGUGUAUUAAAAAAAUAUUACAUAUGAAACUGACCACGGUUCAACCACUUUAACACGAGCGGUAACAGAUAAAAAAUUGUUCACUUUCACAUUCGAAAAAUAACGCUAGUGCAUUCUCAAGUCUGCGAAACGGCGAAAUGUCCAUUAAAUUAUAAUAUAUUAAAGCUAAUAAGUAUGUCUAAUUAUAGUGUAAUCUAUCACAAUAGUUCAUUGGCGUAUUUGAGGUUAUAUCCAGGUAAUGCCUGGCUCUUUAUAAAAAGCACGUAAUGGCGUCGAUUCUUUGCCGCCAUUUUUAUAACCCUAUCUCUAAAAUUAAAAUUUCAAUUUGAUAUUACCGCGAAAUAUUUAUUGUAAGGAUCAAUAUAAACUAAUUUUUUAACAGAUUUUGUCAAAUCAACCUUUUUUUAAAAAUAAAAAAUUAAUAAAAACUAAAUGUUCAAAUUUAACACAAGUCCAAUUCUUUUGUUACGAUUCUAAUGUUUUUUCUGUUCACUUCUACAAUAAACAUCGUCCUUUACCAUCAUUUUCUUUAUGUUUUUUAUUCCAAUAUUCCUUAAUUAAGAAAUAAUAAGACUUAGAUGACCUCCUCGCGGUUCUCCCUGGAAACUAUCAUGGUUAAUUCCUGAUGAAUUCAUCAUGAUGGGCUAACUGGCCUGUUUUCAUUCUCAUCUAUCGCCCUUCACUGGUGCUCCGCCAGCGUAUCCCGUUAGCGCAGGCGGGGUUACCAUACCAUUUUCAUCCAAAAAAAAAAUAAGACUUAGAUAGUGUAAAUGACGGAUUUAAUACCAUAUGGCGUUAUCUACCAAUCGAACGUAGACAGGAAUAACAGAAAAUAUAUUUGAAUGUGUAACUUAAUGAGCAAAAACAUUGGAAAACAUAAACAAUAUUAAAUUAAAUUAUCGAAUUUAAAUAUUGGGUCAAGAGAUAGGUUUAGAAAAUUGGCGCCUCAGAAUCGACCCCAAUGUACUCUCAGACAAGUGUCUUUACGAAGCUUCGUUCGUACCAUGGGAUGAGCACUAGACCAUUCUGUGAUGGGUACGAAGUGAAAAAUACGCUUAUGCAAUAGAUACACAUUUUUGAAUGCAUUUUUUAGGAUAAAAAGAAAAUUGUUAUCGAUUUGUAUGCAAGUUCCAUACUUACCUAAUUCUCAUUAAAAAGGAAUUAUUUAUGUUACUACAGGCACUGAAAAGCAAUAUUUAAAAAAAACCUAUAUGAACAAAUAUCAUUUAUAACUAGUAAAAAGAUUCUUACCGUUCGUUUUUCAUACCCUGUCUCGUUUUCUACUUGUUAGUGGCAUAAUUGGCGACACUAGUCCUUUGCUAAUAUUAAAAAAAAAAUUUGAAUAACCGAAUAACGCUAGAUGGCGUUAACUACAGAAGAUAAGUGCAACACGGCAAAAAGACAAAAUUCAGUUUAAAAACUAUUUAACGACAAUGCGAUUUUUUAACAGAAUAUCAUAUUUUUUUUUACCUAAAUAUUGAAAAAAAAUCUUGUGUGUAUUAUUAAGGUCAAUAAUUUAAAAAGUUUUUGUUCAAAAGCCAUUCCCAUAAUAUGUACAGCCGAAAAUAUGUCCUCCUUUCUUUAAAAACAGUAUGCGAAUGAAUGUUUCAAUACGAAAAUACUAUCGAAUUUUUAAUACAGAGUAUAUAUACUUGCAUAUUAAUCGAAAAUCUCAAUUAAUAAUUAUUAUAACAAAUAUAAUUUAAAGCCUAACACACCUAUCGAAUCUGUUAAUUGUAAUUAAUUUGCAAUAUUAACAUUCUAAGAUAAGGCCUAAGUUCAAAAGACGACUGCUGGUAACUGAUACUCUUUUUCUACGCUGUUUAAUAAUUUAGUACAUUUUUCAAGGAAUGAUAUAUAUAUAGGUUAUUUAAUAUCAUGAUAUGACCACGGAAAAAGUAAUAGGAAAAAGAUAAAGCAUUGAAAUAGAUUUACGGAGACUAAGUCUUGCGUUUAUAAAUAUUAUGCACAGUUCGCGCCAACUUGCACAAAAUCAUAGAUAAAGAAUCUGGCCAGUGCUAUUGUUAUUCACUUAUCUAUGUAAACAACACAAGUGACUAAUUAAUUGCUGUUAAUAGCGUUUAUAGCUUUAGCAUGAAAUGUGGCAACACUGCAAUUAUCUGUCAAUUUUCAAAAACAAUGUAAUAAUUUUUUAUGUUUCUUAUUGAUUAUUUAAAAACUGCUUGUAAAACGUUAAUCAAGCUACAGUACACUGGAGGGUUUGUCAGAAAUCAAAAAUUUAUUCCGGGUUCUUAGAAAUGACUUAAUAAAGUGGACUACCAAUCCUAUUGCUACACCCUGUCAGGUCGGCUUCCUCGUGGUUCCCCUUGGAAACCAUCGUGAUUGAUUUAUUGUUAGAUUAAUCACGGUGGGGUAACUGACCUGCUUCAUUCUCACCUAUCAUCCCUCACUGGUAUCCCGUCAAUGUAUACCGAUAGCGGAAGCAGAGUUACCAUUCCAUUACGUCCAUUAAAAAAAAAAACAAUUUGAAAAUUAUUCAAUUGUUUUUGUAAAUUGACAGGUAAUUGCGUCAUUGCCAUACAUUGUUAUGAACGCUCUCAAAUAGUCGUUUGCUGUAUUGUUACAUAAAUAAAGUAAUUCCUUUAUUCAUAAAAACUAAAACCUACUACAAACCUAUUUUCUCUAUUGCUUUGUCACUUUUCUCAAAUUAAGAAUUUAGAGGUUAAAAGAAAAAAAAAACAAAGCAGUUCAAUAGCUGAAAUAGGUUUAUGAAUAAGAAUUUAGGACAUUUUUAUGAAUAAAGGGUUAAGAAAACGAUUUGUUCCGUGGUAACAAUAAGUAUACAUAUUGUCAAAAGGCGAUUUAAAACUUAAUAUUUUUAAACCUACCUACUAUGGUAGCUUUACAAUAAAAGAAAAAUGGUAUUAAAAUUAAUAAAUUUAUUUCAUGUAUUCUCCAUAGGGGUGGGUAAUAUGUAGUGAAUACUAUAUAUUGUAGUUACAAUAUCUAUAUAUCAUCAACGUUUUCAUCACCGAGGUUUUCCCGAGAGACUACAGCAUGGGGUUCUUCAAAAGGGGGGUAAAGAGGUUUCUUCAGGGUCGGCAACGUGCGCGUAAUACCUCUGGUAUUGCAGGCGUUCAUAGGCUACGGUAACCGCUUACCAUCAGGUGGGCCGUAUGCUUGUUUGCCACCUCAGUGGUAUAAAAAAAAAACGUAUCAGCCGUUAAUUGUUCACUGAACAUAGGUUUCCCUCAUAAGAGGAGUUUUACUGCGCUUGACAGUUGCGUUGGCAACCGCAGUUAUGCUUUGGUGACGUUUUAAGAGAGACGCUGCUGUCUGUACCUUAACAUUUAAGUUUCCUUAGUCGCAUCUAACACUCACGGGAAAGAAAUAGGUAGUCUAUUUUAUGCUGGGACUAUACGGUAAAAUCUAUAUAUCAGUCCUGAAUAUCGUUUAUCCAAUAUAUAGUAUUUAAAUUAAGAACCUGAUAGAUAUUAAUGUAUCUGACUGAAAUGUAUCUGAAAUGGCUUAUGACCUUUUUUCGUCAUCAUUGUAUACGGGUACCCAAUAUAUAGAUAUGAGAGCAGUGCCGAUAUUAUCUAUUUCUCCAGGAAGGAGAUGAAUCCUUAUUGCUGUGACUGAUGUCGGUAACGUCACGUUAUCUAUAUAUUCAGUUCCUCUGGAUACUGAUGGCGGCAAAGAAGGUCAUAUAUUAAUCUUCUUCGGGUUCAUCAUUUUGAUAUUAUAUAUUGGUUAACCGUUAUUUAAUAUACCUUUUAUUGAACCGAUAUAUAAAUAUUGUAACUGUAAUAUAUAGAUAUUGUCAAAUAUUAUCCACUCUACAUUAUUUAAGUGAAGGACAAUAAAAAAUACCGUGAGAAUUUGAUAUCCCUCAUCUAUGUCCUUAAUAGAUGACUGAACACUACUGUUUCCUACAAUUUUCAAAAUUUCUUUCGCUUGGCUGUGAUAUUGUUUAUUUCUAAGAUGUAUUUAUAAUACAGUAAACAGUUUACUACCUAUGUUGUGUUUACUUUGUAUAAUAUUUUAUUUACUAUAAUAUUGUCUAUGAUCAUAAAUGGCUGUUAUUAGCGGCACUGCAUGGAUAAUUAAUUUCUAUAAUGUCUAUGGUAUUGUUCAUUUCGUUAUUUUUAACUUACAAUGUCAAAAUGGCGGGAACGGUGAAUAUUUAGUUUAAAUUGAAGAACUGUAUUUUGAGUAUACGAUGGAAUAUGCGAUGGAACAAUACAUAACUGUUUGUUAUGAUUGUGGUGUGUUUUAAAUAUUACUUCUAAAAAAAAAUAUUCGAGAUACGAACCUAUUCUAUAUGACGAUGACAGCAAUGGUUAUAAAAAUGGCGACCGAUUGUCAUUAUAUAAAAGAAGAAAAAACUUACAAUAAAUUUCAAGUGCAGAUACGAGUAAAAUACCUAUCAUAUUUUCAACCAACAAAUCGACGUCAAUGGAGGUUCUCAUUUCAGUUGUAUUUUUUUUUUUUUAUGUUUGUUACCUCAUAACUUCGUCAUUAAUAAAUCGAUUUUGAAAAUUCCUUUUUAUUUUAAAGUAUAUAUUUACAGAUUGGUCCUUUAAAAAUGUAUCAAAACCUUUUUAGUAGUUUAGUUUUUAUAUCGAAUUAACUGCUAAAACUGAAGUCGGUUUUCUUUUGUGCAAAGUUUGCAGGAUUCCCAGCUAUGAAUAAGAAAUAAAUAAGAAUAUCUGAUAUGUUUGUGUCUAUAUUUUUGUUUCGCGGUAAACAAGUACUAUUUACGAUAUGAACAAUAUCAUAGAUAAUGAAGUCAAUGUUGACUUGCCUCUUUGAUCACUUCAUGGCUUAAUCUAGCACGAAUUAGUAACUUAACUAUUGUAUGUAGGUAUGAUAUAGACACUUUUUUUAGCAUUUUCUAAAUUUGUAUUAAUUAAUAACGGUAUUUUUAUUACGUGUUUUUUGUUCAAUCACUAUUGAAUAUUUACCAUAAUGAUUGAACAAAAAAAAAUUGACACGUAACCAUUAUAUGGCACAGUUUAGCUUUUUAACAGAAUGAAAUUAGAGCAUGUAUAGACGCUUUUAUACUUAUCUACGUCAAUUUGUAGGAAUUUAUACAUGCAAUACUAUGCCGAGAAAAGAAAAAAAGGGAGGCUUCAUUUUGUUACGUGCAUAUAGCUUUAUUAUAAAACUAUUUGUAGGUAUAUUUAUAUUUUUUAU